GUGGUCGUCUGUUGAUCACGUGACAGGAACUAGCCAUUUUUAUAACGAAUGAGCAUUGACUUCAUGACAUUGGCGGUUGGUUUAAACAGCAUAGCAGCACGUUCGGUAAAUUAACAGUUACAAACUUACAAUAUGGCGACUCUAAGAAAAACCAUGCGAUUUUCUAUCCGUGGAAGAAGAUACAGUAUUUUGGAAGGAAAGGAGAAUUACUAUUUCAACACACCAAAAUACAACAAAAGAAGUUCUGCUGUGGACGUUACUGACCACACAAACACCAAUGACCUGCCAACACGAAGAGGUUCUAAAGUUACCCAAUCUGUACGUGAUGCAAUGGGUACACUUAGACAGAAAUUUCGUAUGUCUACUAGAAGACGAGUUCGAUUACAGAGUGCAAAAUCUCCCAAAACACCAUCAAGACGUCGAUCAUUACGACUGUCAUCAGUAACACCACAGAAGGAUGUGAAGAUGUUGUCACCAUUCUGUAUUGAUACACCAAAUAAAAUAAGAUGUGGUACCAGACAGAGGCAACAGUGUGUAUCAUUAGAGACACCAACAAGACUGAGGAAAGAAGUUGAAGCUUUAACAGCUAAUAUGCAGGCACUGAGUGCUUUAACACCAAAUACACUCCGAGAAAGAAGUAUAGCAAGACGUACUUCACCAAUGCUAACAAAUGGUAGUUUGAAAUCACGCCAAGCCAGAAGAAAAAUAGAGACAACCAUUAUCUGAAGAGUAUGUGGUAUCUUUGCUAAAGGUGCUGAUCUAUGUCAGUCGGUGCUUUGCAACAGUAAUUUUUUUUGCACUUUAAGCCAUUGUCAUUGUCCUAUGAAUUAACAUAAUUUGUAAAUAAUGAAAGAAUUUCAAAUAAAUGAAAACUUUAGUGCUAUAUUAUGUGCUGUCUGUAAUGUACUAUGUUGUCUAACUGAAUCACUAGUAUCAAACCAGUAUUUUAGUAUUGUAUAUCUUCCUUAUGGAGUGACUUUUUAAAGGUCAGUUAAUAUUAAAACAUACUAAUGCUAUUAUUGAUCAUCCGCUUUUAAGAAAUUACAGAUAGUAUUAUUAGUAGAUUCAUUUUGUCUGUGAACAUAUUUGAAAAAGAAACUAACUUUCAAUCAUACUAAAACUUACAUAUUGAAUAAAUACUCAAAUAAUAAAUAUUAUAACAAUAAUAUUUGAAUAUCCACAUUAUAAUUAUACAUAAUUCAACAAACUUAUAAAGUUCAAUCAGUAUUCAAAUGUAUUAAUUUACUUUAAGUAUAAGAUGUGUUUCUCUCUUAUAUUCAUGUACAUAAUAAAAAUAUCACCAAAAGUAACACAUGACAAUAUAUGUAGAUAAUUAAAAUAAAUAAUUGUGAUUUAUUGUGUAUAAAUGUUAAUCCAGUGAUUGAAAUAUGAAAUAGGGGCCAACAUAUUUUUGGUCGGCUUCCUGGGGAAUUAAAAAUCCAUUUAGGAUUAAAGGUCGAAGCAAUUUUCUAAAAUACUUUAAUUGAGUAUCUAUACAGUUAUUUUCAUCAUGUCCAUAAUUCUAUAUAACUGCUUUAUAAUAAUUGUUAUAAGUAAAUAUUACUGAUAUAUAUGUUAUAGUAUUAUAUCAGUAUUUUUGUUAACCUAUCUCUAUUGUAUGUAUGUAUCUACUUUUCAUACUCAUUUAUAAAUGUAAUUUUGUUCAUCCUAUACAAGUAUAUGUAUUAUUGUAUUUAUCUUGUCUUUCAUUCUUUUCUGUUCUAUUCUCUUUUUCUAUCUUCUAUUUCUUCUAUUUUUUGUUUU
This is a messenger RNA of Patella vulgata (common limpet), 1764 nucleotides long. RefSeq lists its product as uncharacterized. The transcript is spliced from 4 exons. Lineage: Eukaryota; Metazoa; Mollusca; Gastropoda; Patellidae. Bases 133 to 726 code for a protein of 197 amino acids. The record is from RefSeq and is a predicted model, not a curated record.